Messenger RNA from Colletotrichum siamense, 954 nucleotides. RefSeq names its product putative oxidoreductase YfjR (gene yfjR-1). The record is from RefSeq and is a predicted model, not a curated record. Gene Ontology annotation, molecular function: NADP binding; NAD binding; oxidoreductase activity, acting on the CH-OH group of donors, NAD or NADP as acceptor. NCBI's taxonomy places the organism in Eukaryota, Fungi, Ascomycota, Sordariomycetes, Glomerellales, Glomerellaceae. Bases 1 to 954 code for a protein of 317 amino acids. The transcript is spliced from 4 exons.
AUGCCGGAAACAGAGAGCUUUGGAUGGUAUGGCCUGGGGUCCAUGGGUAUCGGCAUGGCGCUGAACCUCCAUAACCACCUUGCAGCCAAUGGUCUACCGCCACUUCGGUACAGCAACCGGACGUUGUCCCGAGGCGACGCCCUCCGAGAGGUUGGUGGUUUGCCGGAACGGGACUUUGAAACGCUUGUCCUCAAGUCCACAAUUAUCUUCACAAUGAUCUCCAACGAUGAAGUCCUGGAGAGCCUGAUUUCAAAAGCUCUGAGCACAUGGAGCGGCGCUCUGCUAGAAGGCAAGAUAUUUGUGGACACAUCAACCGUUCACCCGGAUACCGUGGCGAGAUGCUCUGAGCGUCUUGCCAAGGCUGGUGCCUUUUUCAUCUCCUCGCCCGUAUUCGGCGCCAGCCCGAUGGCGGCUGCUGGGAAGCUUAUCUUUGCCAUGGCUGGACCCUCCACAGCCUUGGAGAAGGUUCGUCCGUAUGUUAUUGAUGUAAUGGGAAGGAGCAUUAUCGACAUGGGCGAAGAUGUUCGCAAGUCGAGCCUUCUCAAGAUAUCGGGCAACAUCUUUGUCAUUGGCUUUCAGGAGCUGACUGCAGAGGCUCAAGUCUUUGCGGAGAAGACGGGGCUGGGCACCCGCCAGAUGGAGCAGUUUAUCAGCGAUAUGUACGGCCCUGUCAUCGAGAGCUACUCCAAGCGCAUGACUACAGGGGCGUAUGCGCCGCCAUUGGGUACUCCUCCGGGGUUUGCCGUGACCCUUGCAACUAAGGACGCAGGCCACGCGAUCAGGAUUGCCAAGGAGAAUGGAACUCGGAUCCCGACGAUUGAGACGGCGUUAGCCCGCAUGGAGGCUGCGCGAGAGUUUGCUGGGGACUCUUUGGAUAGCUCGUCUGUGUACGGUGCAGCUCGACUUGAGGCAGGCUUGCCCUUCUGGAAUGAGACUAGCAGACAGUCAAAUUAA